AACUGCUGCUUUAUUUUUUCCCUGGUGAGGAAUACCGGUGGGUUUUUCUGCUUGAUAAUUUUAGAGUUCAAAUAAACACCAGUAAGUUGAGAUUGGAAACAAGAAAGCUUUAAUUCCCCCCCCACACCCUGUAGAGAAACACAUGAAUUCGUGCUCGUGUUGUUUGUGCAGGGGAGAUCAAGCCGUGGCUGGUUCUCUCUCACCCCACCCACCCCAGUUCACUGCUGUCAAUGAGAGGUUUGAUUCCUCCCCUCAGCCCAAAGUCCACACAGACACCUUGUAGGUUUCCCUUUUCAGACUUAAUUUUCCUUUUUUUCUACUUGCUGCUUAUUUUUAUGUGGAAAAUCCCAGUAAAAGGUAAUGAUAAAUGUUCUCCUGCCAUUCAUAUGACCACAAAAAGUAAGUGUGCUAAGGCCCAAAUUACACAGUGCCUUGCAUGAUGUUUAGCUGAUGUCUCAGAGAGAACAGGAUGUGUUUAGGCUGAUAACCUGACUUUGUUUUAAUAUCUUCUCUUUUUUUUAGCAUAUGAGGUGUCUGGUUAAUAAGUGCUUUCUGUUUUUUAAUGGUAUGAUCUAAUUUCUACAAUCCAGUUUUGGACUGCUCUCUACCAUGUAACAAAUACACAAAAGCCCAUUAAUUUCCAGCUCAGGUGGGGGGCAGGGAAGGAGCAGCUCCUUGAUUGCUACAUGAAAAUGCAGAAAUGCAAGCAGGGGAAAUGUGCAACAGACCCUGAGGGUCUCACUCAACCUCUCAGAGUGUGUCAGUAAUGGACCAGUGGGGAAGAUCUUGUUCUUUGUACUGAAAUGUGCUGGUUUCUGUGUUUGGUACAAAGGGGAGGUGCUGGCGUGUGCAGGUUGUGUGCUCAGGUGACUGCCUUGUCACCUCCUGUGACAAACACAGGGCCUGUUUCUGUAGCAAGAGUUGUUUGGAUCAGUAGGAAUGGGAAAAACAGGAGCUGUAGCAUUUUACCUGCUGCUGGCUGUAUUUCCGUGCUUUGAGCGCCUUUGCAGACAGAACCUGCUGGGGCUUUGCCCCAGGUUUGACAGAUGAUGUUGAAUUCCAUGCUGGAGGUGUCUGAGGUCUCUUUGGAGCACGAUUCCCCAGGUAGCUGCCUCACUCCUUGUUUCACUGCAGGGACAGGACUCUGUUCUCUCUGGUUUUGCUGCUUCUCCUCUCAGCCAGGCACUUCUUGCACAGGCGUGCAGCAAGCAGUGAUCUAAAGGGGCACCUAAACUGUGUCUGGCUGCCUGUCAGAGAAAGCCAAAAAGCAAAGAGAUCUCUUAGCAGAAAAAUCUGUAUCUGAAAUUUAACCCAAAAAUACUUGUGUCAUAUUUUCAGAGCAUAAAGUACUGACAUUGGGAGUGUUUGUGUACUUCAUUACUUGAAGGGAAAACAUGAAGUAUUUGAUCCCCACAGUUUAAAAAAUCCUAAUGAAAUUCUUCUGUGACAGUCAGCUGGAGUGUUCCCCUUUUUAUACACUUCAUCCUUCCCCCAGUCUCUGUUGGUGCAAAUGUGAUUUGAAACAAGCCUGUUUUCUGUGCUGUGACCUUCCCACGAGCCCCCAGGCGGGCAGGGCCGAUGGCAGAGCUGGCAGGAGUGGUGUCUGUGCACUUGGGAUCCCAGGAGGAUGCUGGCCCUGCCCUCCGGAGCCGACUCUCCUGCAGGACUUCCCAGCCUUUACUGGGCAGCGAAGACCACCCACGGCUCCCAGUCCAGCUCUAUUUUUAUUACAGCAGUGACAUUUCCACGUUGUUUCGUACUUUGAAGAGUUUAAAGGAUUCCUGCCGGCGCUGUUCCUGAGGGAAGCCAUGCCCUGCCACAGAGCCCUUCGCCUGUUCCUGCUGACACUGUGUGCCAUCCUGGUCCCUGCUGUGCUGGCAGCAGAGUACCCACAGGGCCCGGUCCCCACCCUGUGGAACGAGCCACCUGAGCUGCCCUCCGGAGCCGGUCCCUUCGACGCUGCCACCACCACAGCGCGGCUGUCGGACGCCACCGCCUUCCCCCUGUACACCUCUGAGCUGGAGCCCGAGGACACCACCCACCUGCACCGACUGGACACCGGGGACGGCUCACUGGGGCCUGGAGCUAUCGGUGCCAUUGUCAUUGCUUCCCUCCUGGGGACGUCUGUGCUUGUGGCGUUGGUCAUCAUCACGCUGAGAAAGUUCUCGGCCUCCUGAACUCAAUAAAAGAUUUUUCUGUUACA
This is a messenger RNA of Neopelma chrysocephalum (saffron-crested tyrant-manakin), 2203 nucleotides long. It is a transcript of the gene SNORC, whose product is annotated as secondary ossification center associated regulator of chondrocyte maturation. Gene Ontology annotation, biological process: cartilage development. Gene Ontology annotation, cellular component: cell periphery. Lineage: Eukaryota; Metazoa; Chordata; Aves; Passeriformes; Pipridae. The record is from RefSeq and is a predicted model, not a curated record. The transcript is spliced from 4 exons. The coding region runs from base 1809 to 2177 and encodes 122 amino acids.